GUUUUCUUAGGGGGCCACACCCGCAGCCUUCGACCCAAAGGUCUAAUCCAUAAGUCAGUGAAGCAACAUUAGGAGAUUCAGUCUCAUGGUAAGCGAUGGCCAAUAUUUGGUUCAUACGCCAUUUGUUCAUUCAGGGUCCUGGAGACCAUGUGAAUCAUUAGUUUGGAAUCAGGGUUUUCUUACUCCUCUAGGUGCAUCCUCUAUGUCCAACAACCCGGUUAAAGUGCCGGACAUUCGCUUCUCGUCCUCUCCACUUCGUAAACAACAACUCCACCACGAGAAGGCUGUGAGUAGGACUUUCCUGGUAGUGGCUGUAUAAGCGUGACCAUGUGAGGGAGUUUCGAGAGGAAGAGUGGACUCUCCUCACCCUCGGCCUUACCAGAGCAUUUGCGUUUUUUUAUCCGAAUGACUACUGUUUGAAGGACUUCGAGUCUAACAGACUGGUAAGAAAUCGCUGAAUAUAAUUGAGUAUACUAAACAUGUCAUCCAUUCAUUCUAACUGUUGAAAGUAAGAAUUUGCUUUGGUACGUAUGUGACAUUUGUUGUUAGUGAGUAGAAAAAUAAAAGCUUAUGUUGAUCAAGUUUAUUGUUCAUUAUGUAUUCAGACAAACUAACUAAUUACUAAAAGUGAAAUUAGUCGUUGUUGUUCACAUAAUGAGCGAUUGAUUAAAUGGAUUAAAAUGCAAUAAGUUCAGGUUUACUUACAAGUUAUUAACUGCUACGGGACAGCUUAUUGUAGUCUAUCUAUUUCAUCAAUAUUGUUUGGAUUUGCCCAUAUGUGUAGCGUUUGAGCUUUUAGUCUUAGUAAGAACUAAAAAGUUUUUGGACGAUUCUUGUACCAUUGACACAAUUUGUAUGCCUAGACUCUAUUGAGUGUAAGUCUAUCACCGAACUUUUUAAAAAUUUGUUUCAGGUCUUCUGAGGAUUUAGGAAUGUGCUUCAAGCAAAGUUUAUGUUCCUUCAUUUUCACACUCAGCUGUUGUGAGGUAUCGUCUACAUAUACAGCAUUGUAGUUAUUACAUUUGAUCUCAUAUAAACAACUUAGUUGUUCCUCCUUUCGUAUUGAAUCCUUGUUUCUUACUAAUUUGGAUCUUAAAUUAUUGUUUGUUCACAAGAAUACGCUUAUACUGUGAUGAUUUAGGAUUUCUCUGAUCUCUUCUAUAGUUCUUUUACGAUAUGAGAUCACCACCGUGUCAACCUAUUCUUUCACUUUAUGUUUUCCCUCAUGUUUUCGGUUUUUUCCUGUUUCUUUUAUAAAGUCGCUAGGAUAAUUAUUCAUCAUCAAAGUGAAUAUAACUAAAUUCAUUUCAGUUACUUUGUCACCUGGUUCAGUGACGAGUUUUCGGGCUCUGUUUAUCAAACUCUUGACCCAUAUGAUCUACAAUGGCUACAGCUUUUUGGAUAUAGAGAGAUCCAUAGAGAACGUCUUAAUUUAUAUUUUAGAGUUUGUAGCAAUUUGCCCGUUUCGACAUUUACACAUCUCAAGCAUUUUACAAACUUUCUAUCCUCUGGGGAUUAUAAAAAUAUAUUGAAAAUUACGAAAUGAUAAUCUCAAAUAUUAAAACGAUGGACAGUAUUUUGCAGUUCAGACCUAAAUUUGGUUCAAUAUUCUUUGGGAUCAUUACACAUAGGUGCUUUAUCUGGUGGCAUAUUUUUGUGACUAUCUCUCGUUCAUUCAUUUAUUGCUAUCAUUCUAUUUACUCACCUGGAGAAACGAUUGAAUUCCUUUGUUAUCGUAAAAAAUGGAUUUUUCCAGAUGAAAAGUCAAUCUAGUGAAUUUUCACCAGAUUAUCUGCCAAUCAGUUGUAAUAACAUUCAUAAAAGUACUGUUUCUGCUAUUAACACUACAUAUCAUGGUGACGAUAACAGCAGAAAUAGUAAUAAUAACAUUAUAGCAUUUAAUCAAUGUUCGUCCGAUAUUCCACAACCUUUAAGCUUUCUUGCGAUUCCUUCAGUUUGUAUAGCCCGUAAACUUAUUUGGUGCAAUCAAAAGGAAGUUGCUGAGCUUUUACUCGGAGCAUGUAUGCAUCCCGACUGGCUUUCAUCAGUUAUUCAAGUUCGUCCUAGAAAUGGUUCUAUUAUUUUUUAUCGACGAGAAUUGGCCACCCUAGCACGUAGACAAGAUGGUUAUUUAUGGAAAAAGAAACCGAAUCGACGUACUACUAAAGAAGUUCACAUGGUCCUUAAAGUUCAAGGGAUCGAGUGUAUUAUCGCCAAUUACGCACAUUCCGCUUUAAUCUCUACAUUUCAUCGACGAACCUAUUCAUUAAGAUUUAAUCCCUCUGUUGUAUUAUUUCAUUAUUUGAAUGUACCCUUAUUAACUAAUGAGAAUAAACUUUGUUUACCAUUACCUAAUCUAAGUGAAAAUGAUCGUAAUGAAUUAACUUAUGCUAAACUUGUUGAGCAGUUAGUGAAUAUGUUUAAUAAUUUCCCAAAACAUAUCAUGAAACCUGGUAUUGAUCAAAUUCUAAAUUUCGAUUUAAAUUUAUCUAAUUUAAUUCAGAUUCUGAGCGAUCAUAUUUGGAAUUCAUCAGUAAAUCCGAAUUCCGCUCCAUCAUCGUCACCAUCAUUUUUAUCUGAUAAUCCGUUUAGAAACAUAACAAGUAGCAGUGUUGUGAAGAGUUUCUCUUCACUGCAAUCUGAUAUAAAUCAUAAUCAUUGUCCGCAUACAGCUGUAUUUCUCCUUAUCACGCCCAAAUUAAAUGAUAAUUAUCAGACAAAUUUGGAAUUAGUCUUUUCGAAUAACGAGUCGUCUUGUCGAACAAAUCCUCAUGCGCGAAAUAUUCGCGAAUAUCAGUAUUUAGAUAUAAUUAAUAACAAUAAUAAUGAUCACAUUCCUUUCAUAUUCUCCUCAUCAAAGCCAAUAGAUGAAUAUUGUCAAAACAAUCAAACUUCCAAGUAUGAUAAUAACAAUAAUGUUAACUCAGACAGUAAUGAUAAUAAUCCAGACAGUGAAGUAGAGGCAAGUUCUACUGUGAACCAAUUAUUGUUUCCUAAUGAUAAUCAUAAUAGUGUGGAAUCUAAUAAUUUACUAUCUGAUGUCGUAAUUAACUGGGCUAACGAUUAUCCCUAUUCAUCAUCACUAACAAUGAAUAACUUUGAAAAUUUGGACACAACAAAAAGCAUCCAGUCAAAUGCUGAUAAUCAAAAUGUCAAUGAUGUUGUUAAUUAUAAUCAUCAAUAUGUUAAUACUGAUGGUAGUCCACAUUCCAAUGAAAUCACUACUACUUCUGCUACUACUACUGCUAAUAUUAGUAAUAAUGAUUAUUAUCAUACUAAUGAAGAAGUAGUAGUAGUAGAGGAUCCAGCUAGUAUAACACCCACUGAUAUCGGUUAUUCUGAUGAAUUAAUAAAUCUCACUGAUUUAAUCAUCACAUCAACAUCAACACCGUCACCAUUCAUCUCAACUUAUACUGAUGAAAAUUUAGGACUUUUAUCAAAUGAAUUAAUUACUGAUAAUAAUCUACUUGGAAGUGACUUUACACCGAUAACAACUACAACAUCUCCAAUAAGAACCGCUAGCAAAAUUAUCAAUAAUGACUGUAACGAUUGUUGCUGUAUAACAGAACAACAUCAAUCUAAUCAUAAGUUCCUUUCAAAAGAACAUUUUUCCAGUGAAUUAUCGUCUAGUAAUUUCAAUGUUCAUACAAUAACUAAUAAUGGUAGAUAUGAUAUACAAAUUAAUCACGUUAAUAUUGAUAAAGAAGAGAUAAAUAACAAUCGGUUCAAUAAUCCUAUCAGUGAAAUUGAUGAUAAUUUGAAUCUUGAAACUUGCAAAAAUAUCUACUCACCCAAUCAUCGUUUACCUCUGAUAACAAAUGUUUAUGAACCUGAAAAAAACGAAAGUUUUGAAAUCGCACAAUUCAAUUGUCAGCAAAGUGAUACUGCUUGUAAUUCAUUCAUAUCUGAUGGAGUAUAUUCAGAGCACAGUUUCGAUCAGUGCAAUAAUAUAAAUCUGCUAAAAUUAAAGCUAUCAGAUGAUCUAUUACGUUGGAUAGUGUUUAUUCGUUUUAGUUCAUUAGCACCGGGCAUUCAUUUAUCCAUUGACAUUGAAGACGAAUUCAUUUUAUUACCAAAUCAUAAAUCUAGAAUAUUUAGCAAAUCAUUUGAUGAAUCUAAUUAUAAUAAUACAUCAAUUACAUCGAAAUAUAUGGAAGAUAUACAUUCUCACAAUGUUUCGAAUUCAAUGCUGACAAAUUAUUUAACAUGUAACUUUGAUGAAUAUCCUAAGUUGAAUAUACCACUGCGACAUGAUCAAUGUGCAGAUAAAUUAGAAAUGUAUUUAAUUCUACAACUGAUUGAAUGGAUGAAAAAAACAGAUAAUAUUAGUCAUAAUAAUGUUAAUGGAACAGAUCAAAGUUCUGUCAAUUAUUUAUUAGAAGCUGAAAAAGAAUUUGAUGAAUUCAAUAUUCAACAAUUACAAGAACAAAUGACUUCAUUGAAGAUAGAUAUUUCUCUUUUAAGUUGUGCAGCUGCUUUGGGUUAUCCUGAACUGAUACUAGGACUGUUGCAAUGGGCUGUACGAAUUUACUGUAAUCAACCUACAUCGUUCUUUACAGAUCACUGUGAUACAACUUUACAAUCGAAUGUCGAUAUCGAUUUAUCUAGAAUCUUAUCUCUUUUACAUGAUCUAACCCCAAACAAUUCCACCUCCCUUACCUAUCCAAUACUCACACCAUUGGGUUCAGCUAUUCUGUACGAACAAGUUGUAACAACGAAACUCUUGGUAGUAUGGGAACCAGAUGCUCUUCAUAAACCUUGUUUAUAUAAUUCAUUAUCGUCGUGUUCAAAAUUGGGUGGUGAAUUUACGCCGAAAGAAUUAGCAUUGAUUAUGAAAAGUGAAUCUAUGCAAAAAUGUAUUGAACAAUUAGAACUACAAUAUUUUUCAUCAAAUACACAAAAUUAUGCAACAGAUACUGUCAUAACUAAAUUAGAAAGACUUAUUAAUUAUACAAAAACAUUUUCACUACCAAAUCAUAUUGAUCUAACUGAAAUUGAUGUUAAUUCAAAACCGUCGUCAUUUCCUCACUCAUUGUUAUAUACACAACCAAAUAUGAUUAAAUUAGAUUAUUCAAAGCAAAAUUAUAGUCUAGACGUGUCUAUUGAUGAUGAUGAUAAUAUUCCAGGGGAAGAAUCACUUUAUCACUUUAAAUCCUUACAUAAUAUCUCUAGUACAAGUUAUCAUUCAAAAAACUUGAAUAAAAUGUUAAAGUCUUUACCAACACCAGCGACUAAUGUGUUUAUAAAUAAUUCAGAUAAUUUUAAAUAUGCAACUGAAAAUAACAACGAUUCGUUUGAUACUCCUCAUCAACUUUAUGAGGAUGAUAUUAUUUUGAAUUCAAAUAUACAACGUGAAAAUAUAUGUACCUGGCGUAAACAAACAUACAAUCGUCGUCAUCACUGUCAUCAUGGUUGUUUAGAUUCAACUUCUCUUUAUGCUAGUGUGACAAAUUUGAUGAAUGAUGAUCAUUCUCAAAUGUUUUGUUUAGCUGAUAGAAUAAUUGAAGCCAUGCCCAGGCGCAUUGUGAAUCUUCAUAAUCAAAAUUGUGACGAUCUAUCAUCAAAUCAUAUUGAUUAUGAUAAUAGUGAUAAUGGUGAAGAGUCCUAUUCUUCUUCUAUCCAAUUUUCUGAUUCAGCUUUAGGUGAAAGUAUUGCUUUUAGUCGAGCACCAGUUGAUCAACUCAAAUCACAUUCUUCAUUGUUUCAUUAUGAACCAUUCACUUUAACCACUAAUACUAAUUCUAUUACUAAUCCUAUUCAGUUAAUAAACAAUGAUAAUACAAACAAAUAUCCAGUUAAAAUCUUUCCAAAUAUAACAACAAAAUCAGUUAGUAUUAAUCAUAAAAAUAGUAAAUCAAUUGGUUCAUUUAAUUCACUUCCAUCGAAACGACCUUAUCGUGAUAAGUAUUUGACAUUAUAUAACAAUUUUAGAUAUCGUGGUGUUGGCCUCGAUGAUUAUCCAAAGAAUAAUAUAAACCGUCAAUUAAAAAGUACCUUACUUAGUUUUCAUGAACUUUUGAGAAGAAGAUCAUAUUUCACUCCUCCUAUUCAACAAAAUAAAAGUAAAUUGAGAACUUUUAAUGAUGAUGAUGAUGAAUUGAAUUUUCACGAAACUGGAGUUAUAACAUCGAAUUCAAUGUUCGAUACAUCUUUUAGUUCUACUAGUUUUGUGAGUUCAGAUAUAAAUAAUGAAAGUGAUUAUGAUGUACUUCGAUAUGACCGUCAAGGGAAAUCAUUAAGUGCUUUCAGUUUAAAUAGUCCACCACCGUCUACAGCACAAAUUGCUGAACAUUUUAAUGCGGUACCGGGAAAAUUUAUGGAAACUGACUUAAGUAGAUUAACUUUAUCGGAUAUGGAACAGAAACGUUUAUACGAAGCAGCCAAAAUUAUACAGAAGUAUUAUCGAGCUUAUAAAAAACACAAUCAGUCGGUCAUUAUUCAAAAUAAUAAUGAUAAUAAUAAUAAUAAUCAAUUGUCCAAUACAUGUAUACCUAAUCCUGUUUUAUACUCUCCAUCAAUUCAUGAUCAUACUACUCAAACAGAUUUAAGUACUUUUGAUAAAUCCUUGUCCAAUAAUAAUACAUAUUCAAAAAGUGUGUGUGAUGUUAACAACGUGCAUCAGAUUGUACAACAAGUUCAACAGAAUAACAAUACUGUCAUCUCUCCAACCGAUAAACAAGAAUGGAAUAGUGAUAUAUUAUUUGGUUUCGAAAUUGAUACAUCUGUGGGCCUUGAAGUUGAAGUAGAAACAUCAUACGAUAAUACAAUAACCAAUGAUAAUGGUAAUUCAUAUCAAACUCAAUUUACUCAGUCUGGUCAAUUGUCUUUACCUGGAGAAACAAAUUCCAACUGUUGUUUGAAAACAACAAAUAACUUUUCCAAUUGUGCCUCAACUUCAAUACAAUCAUUGAAUCCAUCACAACCAUCAAUAACUUCAUCCAGUGGGCCAUGUAAUAAGGAAAUUGAGGCUGCAGUUAUUAUUCAAAGUUAUUAUAGACGUUAUAAACAGUAUGCAUAUUAUAAACGAUUAUGUCAAGCUGCAGUUUUAAUCCAAAAUCAAUAUCGUUGGUACGUAAAUCAAAAGAAGAAUGGUAAUAGCGGGGGAAUUUCAGCUGGUCCUAAACUUAGAAAACCUAGGUCAAGUCAAUGUAACAAUCCACGAUACAGGUCAGUAUGUACACGAAAACCAAAGGUGAAUAAUAACACAGGUGGUGAAGUAAAUAUUGGUGUUCGUCUCCGAAAACCUAUUGUCUCAGUAAGUAAUGAUGGUUAUUUACCAAUGACUUAAAAUAAUUAGUAACAGUGAUGUAGUAUUGUAUUAUUAUUGUAAUUCCACUAUCGUGUUUUCUUGAUCAUAAUGUUGUCGAUACUAUAUUUUGUUGUAAAUUGUUGAAGUAUGUUUGUUUUAUUUUUGUUGUCAAUCCUUUAGUGUUCAAUGGUAUCACGGUCAUUGUAGUAAAAAUGUUUGUGGUGUGAUUUCAUUCAACAAAUUGAUCGCAUAUGUUGAAAAAGAUUACUGAAAUAAUCUGGGCCUAAGGUGAAACCCAGGAAACAUAUAUUUUGAUCUAAGUUGUUACAUUGAAAGUGCUAUUCUGAGCUAAAAAAAUAUCUCUCUACUAAUCGCUUGUUUUUUGUAAAAAGUCACACUCCUUGGUAUAAUUGUCAAAUUUAAAGCUGUCAGCGCUUUGAAAUCACCGUUUGAAUUCUUCCCCUAAUAUUCAUGUCAGAAUUGGUCAAAACUCUGAAUGAUUCAUUUCUUUUCCUGUUGUUGGAUAGUUCAUGAAGAGUGAUUGCGUUUAAGGAUUAAUUAAUAGUAUGUGCCAUUCAAUUUCGACUCUAAAGGUUUAGUGUUUUCUGUGAGAUUUGGUUUUUCAAUUUUUUUCUUCUCUCCAUUCGACUUCAAUUUAUUAUGAAAACUAUCAUAUCUGUUGUCUAUUCCGUUUAUAUAUGUUUCUAUCGUAAAUUAGGUUUUACAGUAAUACUGUUCAUUAAAUAUUCCUUAUUUUAUUGCUUACUACUACUCUGUAGAAUCCCGGACGCAUAAGACAUCUAUCCGCUACCCGGUUAUCUCCAUUCAACAAAACUCCUUACAUCCCUUUAAUCAAUUCUCAUCAUGUAAAUCCACCUUCAAGGUUUAUUUGUUUUGAAGAGCAUCUAAUUGAAUCCUAUGAUAAUCGUCAACAACGUUUUUUAAAUAAUUUGUCCUAUUGUUUAAAUGAUAGUAAAAUGCUUUGACUAUAAAUAUGUUCUACUUAGCUCAAUUUUCAUGUUAUCGUUAUUGUGUGUUCGUUCAUUCAAUAGAGUUUUGUGCUUUAAUUAUUUAAUUUUGAUUCAUUUUGAUAUACUUGUUAUGCAAUCAAUGCAAAGAUCAUUUUUAUUCAUUUAUUUACUUUUCCCCCUAUUUUCAAACAAUUUGCUCACAGGUGAUAAAAUUAAUUUUUAUUACUUUCGAAAUAAAAUCUUUGUCAGUGAUAAUAAUAAUAAUAGAAAUAUAAUAUCAUUAUUUUAAUUAGUUAUGAUAGCUAUAUUUUUGAUUAUGUUUCCCGCGUUUGUUUGUUUUUGUUUUACCAGCCGCUUUUUCAAUUCAGUUUCUCCUUAUCUUCAAUUUACUUAAUCGUAUUCCGACUCUUUCGUUUCAGUAUAACUUCUUUCUUUACUUUACUUCCAUCGAAUCGUGAUCUCUAGACAGUUUUACUCAUUGUUUGUGUUGUCAGUUUUAUUAUUCUCUCACUUUUGUGUCUAAUAUUUUCAUCUUGAUGGGCGCAUGAAUCGACACACACACUUGCGCCUGUUACCCCUUGUAGAGAAGUAAGGCCGCCCACCAGCAUUCUUCAUGGAACUUUGUUCUGAACAUACACACACAGCAACAAUAGCAUCAUUACCGACACUAAGCUUUAUCUUUUUGCUUUCGGGUUAUUUUGUUUAUAUUUAUAUUCUUAGUAUUUCCUUAACUACAAUUGUAAUUUAGUCUUUCCUCUAAAAAAGAUUCAUUUUCCUUACUCAUUAAUUGAUAAUUGAUUACACUCACGCACAAGUGACAAAAACUACUGUUUUUGAGAAAAAUUAUCUACUCACAGCUGUCAACUUCCUAUUUAUCUCUGUUAUUAUUAAAAUUAUUGCUUUUUGCUAAUUUACUUGAACAGAUGAAGCAAUCCAGAUGGAAAAACGAUGACCAUAAUAUUUAUUUAUUAUUGAAUGCAUCAAUGUUUUCUUUCCUGUUUCCUUCUAAUUGACACACUGGUUUGUAUGAUUUAGGAUUCUAUUUGUAUGACACCAACAGUUGUUGUCAGCAUAAUAAACGUUAUGAAUAUGUUUUGCAUAGAAAUGAUAUGAUCAGUCAGUCAGUCAUAUACAACGCACGACCAGGGACAUAUAUGCGUCGGUCCAAGU
Molecule: messenger RNA, 9390 nt
Organism: Schistosoma rodhaini
Lineage: Eukaryota; Metazoa; Platyhelminthes; Trematoda; Strigeidida; Schistosomatidae
Source: the annotation of a GenBank genome assembly